GCGGUUACGUGAUGCGGGGGACAGACGGUGACAUACUACUUUCAUGCCCCACCCUCCUGGAAAACUUCAUCAUCCCGAUCGCUGUGAGAGGGAACAUCAAUCAAUCCACUAAUAUGAUGGGCAGCUCGAAGCGCCUCAUCAGCAGAGGCGGGUCGACGCUGUCUGCAGACCAGCGGCAAGAAGAGUUCAUUCGCCUCGAACUUGCUCGAAAACGCAACACCAAAACGGCGUCCACCGAAGCCAAGCUUACGUCGCGCGGGCUCCGGCGGUCUGGCCGCAAGUCGACGCAGCAGCGGCACCACGAGUUCCUGCUCGCGCCUGCGAACCGCCCGCGAAUUGAAGCUAUCGUCGCGCGCGUUUCGGGGGUUCUGGCGGCCGUGCCGUACUCAACCGACUUUAGCCAAGACGACAAGGAGUUUGUGCUCAAUUGGGUGGAUGAAGUGGACAUGAUCUUGACGGCGUUCAUGCCCUGUGAGGACCCCCGCCGGGACCCCCUCGGUCGGAUGGUGGACAAGCUGUCGUGGGUGCAGCACUCGUACACGUGUUUGGCCGAGGCGGGGGUCGACGCCAAGGCGCUGGUGGCGGCGUGGGAGCGGGACGGCGUGUUCGACUCGGACGGGAGUGACGACGACGAUGGCGACGACCAAGGGGGUAAUCACUUGACGGUGCAAAUCUCGUUUGACGACAUGGAAGCCGACUCGGAGUUUGCCCGAAAGGAACGGCUGGUGCGACGGAAGGCGGCUGCUCGCAUCAUCCGCCGCAACGUGCACAACGGGUCGGCUACAAGUUACUGGAGUCAGCACGUGGAGGAAUUUCGGUUGUUUGGUAACACGUUUUACAAGAACAUUGACACGCCACUGGUCAAGGCGCAGACGAGUCGACUGCUCACGGACGAGGCCAAGGCGGCAGCAGCAGACGACAAACUCAACGAGGGGUUGGCAGGUCGAGAAACGCGACUCAAGGAAGUGAUGCACCUCGCCCAGCACGUGUCUACGUUCAAAGUCGACGACGCCAUUCGGAACGUGGGAAUCGCCAUUCAAAAACGACGGCUGCUCGAGAAUCGGUGUGCCGUCAAGCUCCAGCUCAAGUGGCGUGCGUACAGAGGGGGCAAAGUCAAGAUGAUGCUGCUCUUGGAAGAACUAAAGCGCCGGAAAAGGAAAGCCGCGGCCAAGGGGCUACGAAAGCAGCCCAGCACACACAAUGAGAUAGCACCUCCUCUUCCCAGGCUCAAGACACCCGAACCCCAACGAGUUUCAAAGGAGGCCGUGGUGCCACCACAGCUCAAACCGCAGACUCCCCCGACGUCUUCGCCAGUAGUCACACCACAAACCCCGCCAGCUACCAUCAAGCCCAAGACCCCAGACAAAUCCCCGCGAGCGUCCGGUCGAAUGCGGCCAUCACGGUCCGUGGAACCGACGACCGCCCCAGCCGCCGACGUGGCACCGGCCACCCCCACCAAAUCACGACCCACGGCGCCGCCACCGUCGACAAUGCUCAAGAGCACUCAAGUGGGUGUCAUAGGAGGACGCAAGGGCAGCAUCUUGGGCUCGCUCGUGUCUUCCUUGGCUGACGAGAAGCGGCAGCUGGAUCUGCAGCACAUGAAAAUGCUCAUGGAGGCGACUUUGCCCAACGACGUGGACGAUGAUGAGGACGACGACACCAUCCAGCCAUUGUCCAACCGGUCGAGUUCAAAGGAAGAGUCUGACGAUGGGUUUUCCCUCGACCAGGGAGAAUCGAGGAUGGAAGGACGAGGUGACAGGGAACAGAUAGAAGACGACAAACCAGUAACAAACGACCCCACUGUUGAGCGAGACGACACCACCGACGGGACUAGUGCGCAGAGGAGGAAGUGCAGCGUCGUAGCCCGACCGAGUGUUUUUUUACAAGACUCCACCGCAACCGAUAUCACCACCAUCGCAAUUGGACGACGAACUAGUCGCAUGACAUCAAACCUGUCGAUGGUGUCGGGAGAGUUUGGAGAACCAUCAGAGUCGAGUGAAGCCGUCAGUGGUCAAGUGAAUGCAACGAAGGGGGACACGAUGGAGAUUGCAGGGGGAAGUCGCGACGACGACGACGACACCAUCGAAGAUGACGACGAGGACGUUCGCUUGUGCAUGGCUUCGUGGGGACUUGAUGAAAACGGGGCCGAGUCCCAACGCCGGUUGGAAUCCAAGCUCAAGUCCCCUCGGGCAUUGAAAAAGUCUGCGCUGAUGGUCGUGUUGGCCAACUCGCUUCGAAAAAACAAGGAGCGGUCGGCAGGGUUGUUCAAACGGGCGGACGACCAAAGCAGCAGCAGUAGUUGCUCCAUGUCCGACGACGACGACGAACGCUCGAUACAUGUAAUGGUCCGUCCAUCACGAUAUCACCACGACCUGUCGACGAGUCGGCUGUGUUCGUUUGGGGGGUUGAAUUUGCAGCUGCGCCGCACCGCCGCGCAUGCAGAUAUCGUGCGCCAGUGCGUUCCGUUCAUGGAGGAGGAGCAGGAAAGACGUACCAUUGGUAGCAACACUUCUACUUAUUUACCGCCAGACGAGGAUGCAACAGAGUUGAGGACGGCAGGGGGCAGUGGCUCGACCCCCUCCCGAGACCCUUUGCCCCCAAAGUCCCCCCCUCGAAUACUACCAGCAAAUUUUGCUUGGUCGCAUUCUUGUGCGGACUCGACGUUGUCCUUGCCUCGGCUGCCAGAGGCUGUACCCCCAAAGUUGGAGACUGCAUACGUGGCACUACCUGGUGGCACCACGAGAACGACGUUGACAUUGCCGUUGGCAUGGAAAGACCAAAAACGAGUUCACACAGCUGGGGCUGUGGAUGGGCAUCCGCAACUCAAGCGUUCCAAUAUCGAAGCCGCAGCAGGCGGGAUGGUCGAUCGACGAAUACAUGGCGUAUCACUACAGAAACAACCACGAGCUAAACACUCCAAUCGAAGGAACCGUUCGAAUGUAGCCACAAACAAGUGGAGGACAACUGACGCGGGAGAUCCAGGCAAGAGUCGUCGCACUUCCCGCUUGACCAAUUCAUUGCCGCCAACCCAGUUUGUCGCCCCUCAGCCGUCGAGGAUAACGGUCACACCGCGAAAGGCGGCCCCCCUUCACCCGCCCCCCCAGCCAACCGCCAAGCCCCCAUCGACCCCCCAGCCAGUGGCAGCAGUGGAAGCAGCGCUGUCCAAGCACAUUAAACGCCUACCGGGGUCGUCUGUAGCAAAAGACCCUUUGGAAGCUACUAUGGCCGCGUACAUAGGCAUGUUGUAUGUGUCGCCGUCAUCUAGGAGGCCCCCAUAG
Molecule: messenger RNA, 3278 nt
Organism: Aphanomyces astaci
Lineage: Eukaryota; Oomycota; Saprolegniomycetes; Saprolegniales; Verrucalvaceae
Exons: 7
Coding region: 12-3278 (1088 amino acids)
Source: RefSeq, a predicted model, not a curated record